AUGGAAAAGCAAGAAACAUUAGAAACUACACUUACUCAACUUACCAAAGAUGUCAAGACUUUACAAUCAUCUUAUGAAAAUUUAAAGUCAAAGGCAAAGGAAAAUGGCCAUGAAUGGUGGCAGAAAGGAGCAACACAAGGAAUCAGAGUUGCUGUUGAUAAUUGGCUUUAUCCUAACGAUAAGGUUUAUGAACAAGCUAUUCGAAAAGAGCUUGAAGAACUUUGUCCAGAUAGAAUGGAACAUUACAAUAAAGUCUCCAAAUGGGAAGCUUUAUAUUGUAAAAUUGAAAAUAUGUAUCGAAUCUUGCAAAUAUCGUGGAGCAUUAUUUGGACUUUCCAUCAUACUGUAUUUGAACAUGUUUUCAAAAAGAAAGUUUCUCCAACUGUUAAUUCUGAAAGUUCUGAAUCUGAUAUCGCUUCCUGGAAAUUGAGCGAAGAAGUAAAGUGGUGUUUUGAAAAUCUGGACAUGAUGAAUGAAGAAGAAGACAAGACAUAUCUUCAAAUGGUUGCCAAAAAAGUGUUUGGACGGCAACCUACAAGAAAUCAACAUGCAGUUGCUCAUGCAAUUUUACAUAACCUGUUCAAUCCCGAAAUUACAAAAUUAAAUUUGAUGAAAAAUACUUGA
This is a messenger RNA of Dentiscutata erythropus, 624 nucleotides long. Lineage: Eukaryota; Fungi; Glomeromycota; Glomeromycetes; Diversisporales; Gigasporaceae. The record is from the annotation of a GenBank genome assembly.